AUGCCUGAGUAUCGCGAGGUCAAGGCAAUGGACAAGUUCAUUGAAGAAGUCCUAAACACCAGGGCAUUUUGGAAGUGUGAUCUGACGGUGCAAAAUAUUUGGGCAGAUGCAACGGAUAAGGAACAAUUGAAGUCGAGCAAUGUGCGUGUGCAAGCUGGCCACGCUUACAAGCUGGACACAUCCUGCAAGUGCAUGAGGGGUCAGAAGGACAAUCAAACACCUCUGUUCCCGCCGAUGUGGAAGGGCAGAGGGGCAGCACCUAUUUCAUCCCUUCGCCUGGGGCCAGAUUCUGUAUCGAGCACUGGGCAUACUGUGACUCUGGACUUCGGUCCCUUGGUACUCUCGAUGGCACCACUAACGCAUACAUCCGUGCAAUGCUAUUCACGCUCGACCUGGGAGACUGCAGUCCUCCAAAUACCCAAGAAGGACCGCAAGUUUCUUGUGGCCAUUGGCUUUGAGUUUAAGGACUUCGUCCUUGCUUUCCUGAGUGCAGACCUUAUGUUUCAGGCAAGUUCUCCUAUAUGGCGGACUAAAAAGGAUGCGCUGGCAGCACCACCACCUCCACCAGAUAUCUAUGACGACUUCAAUGGUUUUCUGGUCCUCAUUGUAAAAUAUUAUGAGCCCCGCAUCGCCAGCAGGGGUGUUGGCCGGGGUUUGAUGAUAAUUCAAAUGCGGACAGGAGACUCCCCAUGGCGUAUAUGUGGAAUUGGAGUUUAUAGUUUAUCUGAGAUAUUUGAUCGUGCUGGUCUCUCACCAUGGCUGACAGAGGGCGAAGUCAUCCGAUGUCCCUCACGCCUAGCACGGCUCUGCGCUGCAUUCUACUCAUUUGCGUAUGCAGUGCGCCAUGGCAACAUGCUACUAAAACUCUUGAGACCAUGCAUGGACAAGGACACAUUGACGAUCGCACCCACCGUCAACCAGCGACUGAAAUAUAAGGAUAUGCUCACUGUUUGGGCUAAGGCUUUCAAACAAUCUAAACUCUAUGAUUUCUUUGAGCCGAAUGCUGUCCGCCCGGCAUUAACCCUUGAUAGGUGCAACCUUGGUGCCCUGAUCUUCGGUGAGAAGGAGUGGGCUCGUCUAGGUAGUGCUAAGUCACUGGUUGUGGACCCUCUGACUGUGAUGUUCCGUCGACGUGGCUUACUAUCCAAACGUACAUUCCUAACCCCUUAUGAUGCCACGUCUGAUGUUGGAUACUCUACUCUUUUCUGGGAGCCUGGGCCCUUGGAGGCAGGCUCAAAGAAACCCUCAGGCUACAAGCGACGUCCCAUCCAUGCUUUUCACCUACGGAAAGAUGUUUGGACAGUUGCACACCCUUUCCCAGACAACUCAGUGGUAAUGUCUGGGAAGAAACCAUCAUCUGUCAUCUAUUAUGAAUUCACUGGUUCUGAGAAGAAGGCAAAGCUGUUUCUCAACAUCGUGAAGAAGGAUACAGGCGCAGUGGCUGUCGGACCCUUGGAAUACUGUGGCAAUGCUGUCCCUGUGCGAAUCAAUGGCAGGACCCAGAUUGCUGUGGCAGCAAUGGAUCCGAACCUCUCCAUGGCCAUCCGAAUUCGUGAGAUUUGCAAGCAACUCCGGAAGAAAUAUAAGCUGGAGCAUGAUUGGGUUCGCCGGAAGGAAGCUAUGCCACAAGAAGUGAAGGAUGCUACAGAUGAAGAGACUUGCGCAAGGAGGAUUCGCUUCGUCCAACCAGUAUCCGUCGGCGCCUGA
Messenger RNA from Gloeophyllum trabeum ATCC 11539, 1707 nucleotides. RefSeq lists its product as uncharacterized. The transcript is spliced from 11 exons. NCBI's taxonomy places the organism in Eukaryota, Fungi, Basidiomycota, Agaricomycetes, Gloeophyllales, Gloeophyllaceae. The coding region runs from base 1 to 1707 and encodes 568 amino acids. The record is from RefSeq and is a predicted model, not a curated record.